AUGGACUCACAUGGGUCCCAGGUUAAACUUAAGGGUGUCCCGCAAUUCUCCAGCUUCCGACCUCCCCCUACCUCCCCUCCGGCCGCCGCUACCGGCUCGGAACACGAUCCUCGCCGGCGUCGCUCGGGCCAUCGUCAGCGCGCAGACCGGAAAGAGUCUCCGCGCUCUCGUCGACAUGAAAGGCGUUCGGAUGUUGACCGUCAAAAGGUGAAGGUUGAACAAAGUAAGGAGCGCCUGAGUGGGGAAGGAGUUGACGAUGUAAACGUUGCAAACGAUGCGGCAAACAAAGGAUUUGUCGUCGACAGCCUCGGCGAUCGCGACAAUACACGUUACGGCGUAGAUCGCUACGACGUCCCUGCGUACCAUCGCAAUGGCAAUGGUUUCGUACUUGGGCUCCCCGGCCAGCGCAUUGAUUACAAAACACGAUAUGAUCAAGGUCCCCUGCUCAUUCUUCGCCCCGACUCAGGCUCAUCUGCAACCUCUGCAGCCAAGCCUCUCUCCGCUGAAACCCUAUCUGCUUUGUCCAUAAAUCUUCCCCUUCGCCUCCGGUCUGAGAUUAAUGCCAAACUUGCUGCCGACAACCAACAUGCCCAAAAUUUCAUAUCAACAACAAUCCCAUCGUCUCAACCCGGGCUUGCGCCAAGUGUCAACUUGGAUGAUGAUCCACUGUCAUAUCGCUCCAUCCAUAUCCCGGAUAAGUCUGAAAACGAAGCCGCGGAAGAUUUCGAUGCGACCACCAUAACUCGACUUGCUGUCGAAGCUGAGAUUCUCAAUCGCAAUGCGAAGUUAAACCGUGCAGUGGUGCAAAAACCCAAUGAUAUUCAAGCAUGGAUUCGUCUUGCUGAGCAUCAAGAGCUUGCUGUCACUGGCGACCACACCUCCUAUUACGGCGAUGUACACCUUGUCGCGAGAGCCAAGCUGUAUGUGUAUGAAAAAGCGAUCAAGCUUAACGCACAAAAUCCCGAACGCGACCACCUCGUGCUCGCUCGUAUGGAAGAGGGUGCGAAAGUCUGGGACGCCAAAAAACUGGCAUUGGAAUGGGAAGAAGUCCUCUGCCACAACUCUGAGUUCAUCACUGUAUGGAUUGAGUAUCUUGACUACUGUCAGACUGAUAGCCAGGAUUUCAACUUUGACAAUUGCCUUAAGACUUAUGCCUACUGCUUGAAGACCCAUUCACGAGUCGGCUUCGGACCGCAGAAAAGUCUGGUCAGAUCAUACUUGCUGCUCCGCUUGACCCUGUUUCUUCGAGAAUCGGGACACGUAGAGCUAGCUGUCGGUCUAUGGCAAGCGGUGCUCGAAUUCACAUGCUUCCGGCCAUCCCAUUUAAUGGGAAAGAAGGAAGAGGCCCUAGUGGAAUUUAAAAAAUUCUGGGCGCCUGGGCACGCCCGCAUUGGAGAGCCUCUUUGGAAACCCUGGAACAGUGGAAAACUCUCCCGUGUCCAUGUCAACAAACAUGUUUACACUUCCGAGGCGGAUAUUCGAGACUUGCUCGGAACCUGGGCACCUGCAGAAAGAGAGCGGAUGUUCAAAAAUCGGAUGCCGUCACAUACCUUCGAUAGAUCAAAGGAGGAUGAUGGUUUCCAAGUGGUGCUUCUUCAAGAUUGCACGCAGAUACUGCCAUACUUCUGGGACCUGAAUGAAAGCCUCGGUUCCUUAGUUGAUGGCUUCUUGUAUUUCUGCCAUUUGCCUCAUUUGACAUUCCCCGCGAAUAUGCACACCAGCCGACUAUGGACUGGUGAUAAUUUCCUGCGAAACGAAUACAUGGACGAUCCUCGAAACACAAUCGCGGACUGGAUCAAUUUUCAAAAAUAUGCCGCAACCACCACCCUUGAACCGUUCGCGUUCCCUCAUCAUACCUUCGUUCACACCACCGAUACUUUCUUUGCUGACCCAAAGAUGUGGUUCUCAGCUCUGACGAAGUGGGCUGCAACCACCUCUCAUUCUUCCUGUGUCAUCGAUCCCGAGUUUGUACAGUUGACUCUUCAUGCCCUUGUCAACCUCUUCGGGGACACCCGAUUGGCUGAAUACGCCAUUGCAGUGACCUUCGCAUGUAACAACGAUCUGGGCAAGAAGUACGGAAAAAGGCUCUUGAAGGAGCGAUCAUCGAACCUGAGACUUUACAAUGCCGUUGCGCUCAUGUAUUGGCGAACUGGCGAUCAUGAUACUGCUCACAAUGUGUGGUCAACUGCUUUGUCUAUGAGCCAGAAUUUCGACACUCGGGAGCUCACUGACUCUGCACUCCUGUGGAACUCGUGGAUUUGGGAAAUGCUUCACACCGGGGAAAAGGAACGAGCAUCAUACUUGUUGCAGGCUAUGCCUUACAAUCAAGUCCAGUUACCGUCAUACCAAAAAGCUGAUAAGAUUGAAAUUAAUCAACCCAAUUUUCUCAGGGUUAAGCAGGCAAGUCAUCAUCCGAUGAUCUCAUGCUUGUUUGCGUCUCAGAAGAAUGCCUUGAAGUUCAAGAAAAUGCAAGCAUACGCAGCUUACGCUGACUGCUACGCGAUCACCCUCUACCUUCUGGGCGAGCCACUUGAUGAAGUUCUCGAUGUCUACAAUAACGCAGUCACCUCGCUCAGAGUCCUUCCCAAAACUGACAAUGAUUUCAAGGUGCUCGGCGGAGAAUUGCUACACCAAGCCCGAGCCCGGAUCAUGUACCACUAUGUGGAGAAGCAGAGUGGCCAGUUCAAACCUGCCGACGUUCGUACCGUACUGCUAGAUAGCCUGGAAUGGUGGCCUCACAACACCAUGUUCUUGUCGCUAUUCAAAUGGAACGAGGCUCGUCUGCAACUCACCGACCGCACCCGCGACAUCUUCGACGUCACCAUCGGGGCAAAGGCCAGGGCCGAGCGGGAUCUGCAAGGGCCUGCACCAAUCCACCGUGUGCCCGUCACGACUCACCUUUUCAGCAUCUACGCUGAGAUGGGCCGCCCCAUCAUGCUCGGCUCGACCCCGCAUUCAAUUCGGGCAGCCUUUGAGCGAGCGAUCGGUGAUGACGGAGUCGUCCCGAUCGGGCGGACUCCCACACGAAAGAGCCCCUUCGAGCUGGCAAGCUCGACCUCCGCGCAGAGCAACCUCACCAUCUGGAGGUUGUACAUCCUCUACGAGCUGUACGCGGAGCACGACGUCGGCCGUGCCCGCCAGAUCUACUUCCGGGCCCUGCGCUCCUGCCCCUGGUCGAAGGAGCUGUACCUGCUCGCCUUCGAGCACUUGCGGGCGGACUUGACCAACCGCCUGCCCCCGUGCCGCCUCACCCGGGCCGGGGAGGUCAACCCUUCGGGGUUCAACACUGCAGAGCUUCGUGCUCUGUACACUGAGAUGCUGCGCCGUGGACUUCGUGUCCACUACCAUGUAGAGGGCCACUGGGCCCAGUAG
Penicillium concentricum is the source of this 3372-nucleotide messenger RNA. RefSeq lists its product as uncharacterized. The record is from RefSeq and is a predicted model, not a curated record. Bases 1 to 3372 code for a protein of 1123 amino acids. The transcript has 3 exons. Gene Ontology annotation, biological process: negative regulation of RNA catabolic process; regulatory ncRNA-mediated post-transcriptional gene silencing. Gene Ontology annotation, molecular function: protein binding. Gene Ontology annotation, cellular component: catalytic step 2 spliceosome. Lineage: Eukaryota; Fungi; Ascomycota; Eurotiomycetes; Eurotiales; Aspergillaceae.